Cornus florida is the source of this 2030-nucleotide messenger RNA. RefSeq names its product cyclin-L1-1-like. Gene Ontology annotation, molecular function: cyclin-dependent protein serine/threonine kinase regulator activity. Lineage: Eukaryota; Viridiplantae; Streptophyta; Magnoliopsida; Cornales; Cornaceae. Gene Ontology annotation, biological process: regulation of transcription by RNA polymerase II. Gene Ontology annotation, cellular component: nucleus. The transcript is spliced from 9 exons. The record is from RefSeq and is a predicted model, not a curated record. The coding region runs from base 362 to 1612 and encodes 416 amino acids.
AUUCCUAUUCCUUUUCCUUUUCCUUCUCCUUCUCCAAAUCCCAAAAUAAUUGGUUCCAAACGGAGCCUUCCUCUCUCUCACGCUGCCACAAAAUCUUCCACCAUCCUCUCUCUCACUUUGGCGCAAAAUCCUCCACGACCUCCUCUUCUCUUCCCAUCGUUGGCUUAGCUGCACAGCCUACACCCCCACUCUCCUUCUCUCUCCCAGAGUUAAACUUCACAGUACACACAAAAAUUGCAGAUCUGUCUCACUCGGGUAUAACCGAGUAACCGACAACGAACCAACAUCUCAGUAAUCAACCACGGAUUCAUCAUCUUUUUCAAAUUUGCUUAUUGGAGAUUGUCGAGCUCUUCUAUCAACCAUGAUUUACACAGCGAUCGACACAUUUUAUCUAGCAGAUGAGCAAAUUAAAAUUUCACCUUCUAGGAAAGAUGGCAUAGAUGAAGCAACAGAAAUUACACUUAGAAUCUAUGGCUGCGAUCUCAUCCAAGAAAGUGGCAUCUUACUUAGACUACCUCAAGCAGUAAUGGCCACUGGGCAGGUUCUGUUUCAUCGCUUCUACUGCAAGAAGUCAUUUGCUCGUUUUAACGUCAAGAGAGUUGCUGCUAGUUGCGUUUGGCUUGCAUCAAAACUUGAGGAAAGCCCUAGAAAAGCAAGGCAGGUCCUCAUUGUUUUCCAUCGAAUGGAAUGCAGGAGGGAGAACUUACCCAUUGAGCAUUUGGACCCAUUUUCUAAGAAAUAUGCAGAGUUGAAAAUGGAUUUGAACAGAACAGAGAGGCAUCUUUUGAAAGAGAUGGGUUUCAUCUGCCACGUGGAACAUCCUCAUAAAUUUAUAUCGAACUACCUUGCUACCCUUGAAACACCCCCAGAGUUGAGACAAGAAGCUUGGAAUCUUGCAAAUGAUAGUUUGCGUACAACUUUAUGCGUGCGAUUCAAGAGUGAGGUCGUUGCCUGUGGGGUUGUGUAUGCUGCUGCACGUAGAUUCCAUGUACCCCUUCCCGAGAAUCCUCCAUGGUGGAAGGCAUUUGAUGCAGAGAAAUCUGGGAUCGAUGAAGUCUGUAGAGUUCUUGCACACCUAUAUAGCCUUCCAAAGGCAGAAUAUAUACCAGUAUGUAAAGACGGGGGUUCAUUUUCAAUGUCUAAUAGAUCAUGGGAUUCACCGUCUCGAUCAGUUCCAAAGGAAGGUUCAGGUGGCCCUCCAGCAAAUAAUGAUACCAAUACUCCCAAUGCAGCUUCCGCAGCAGUUAAUUUGGAAUCCGGCGGGUCCAAGUGUGCACUGAUAAAAGUCGCUCUUGACAAAUUGAAAGAAUCAAAGAAGAGUGAUGAUGAGUCCAAAAGCAUGCCUAGUGAGGGAGAGUCAAGAGAAACAGUGCCGAAAUCAAAGACUGAGCGUAGAACACAGGCAAGUGGGGAAAGGGCAAAAGAGAGAGAUUGGGAUAGGGAAAGGGAAAGAGAAAAGGAGAGACUAAUAGCUCGGGACCGCGAUAGGGGGAGGGACUCUGACCGGGAACGAGAGCAAAAGGAAACCGGAAGGGACAGAGAUAAAGUCAAGGACAGGAGUCACCGUUCGAAGGACAAAGGAAGUGAUUCAGGUUGGUUUAUAAAUGUAUAAUGGGGGGUACCCGGAGAAAUCAAAACAUCAUUCAGCUCGUGAUCGUGACCACCACAGCUCCUCUUACUCUUCAAGGGAGAAGGACCGCCACAGACACCAUUCAUAUGCGUAAACUGGGUGUAACAUUUGACCGUGUCCAAGUUUUAGCUGCUCAAAAUACCUCAAAGUUGUAUGUUUAGUCUGCUUUUGGCAAUCGAUGUGAGUGAAAAGCACGCGAUUCUUCUUCGUCUGAGUUUAAAUGUGCAAUUGUGGGCAAAUGCUGAUGGGGAUGGAGUUAGGGCACUCAUUGAGGUGAAGUUAAUAAUAACUUUUUUGCCAAAUAGCUUUUUGUAAAAAAGGGAAUGCACUGUAUGUCAAGUUCAAUCGGUUAAGGACUUCAUAUCAAUAAUAGCAGAAUGUUCUAAUGUAUUUCAAGAAA